AUGUCGACGCCGACGAAAGUUUCGACGUGUACCGCGGAUACGGAGCAAGGAAAGCAUGUCUUUAAGAUCUUUGAUUACAGCCAGCACAAGGGCAUGGGUCAAAAGAUGCUCAUCAGGUCCGGCACCUUCACCGUCGGCGGCCACGACUGGUCAGUCCUCUUCUACCCCGACGGCUAUAGCUUGGCAAGCAUUGAUUGCAUCUCAGUUUAUGUCGAGCUUCUGGGAAAGGAACGCAUGGUAUGGGCGUCAUGCGACCUGAGGCUGGUCAACCAUACCACUGGGUUGCCGUCUUUUGUGCACAAGACAGACCUCAGGAUGUUCAAUUCUGCUGAUUUUAGCAGGUUUGCUCCACAGACUGGCAUGUUUAUGAAUCGGAGCAAGUUCGAGUCGUCGGCUUACCUUCAGAAUGAUAGUCUCACCAUCGAAUGCAAUAUCAAUGUAAAGAAAGCACCACGGGUAUCUGCAACCAGACUCCUGAACAAAAUUGAGGUGCCACCAUCCAACAUCACUGUGCAACUUGGCAAGCUGUUAGAUGCAGAGGAAGGUAAAGAUGUGACUUUCAUUGUUGGCGGAGAGACUUUCGCAGCACAUAAGAUUCUGCUCGCAAUGAGGUCACCAGUUUUCAAGGCUCAGCUAUAUGGGCCGAUGAGCGAGGCCAAGGCAGAGCAUGUAACAAUCCAAGACAUGCAACCCGCUGUGUUUAGGACCCUGCUGCAUUUUAUCUAUACUGAUUCUUUGCCUUUGGACUAUCAUGGUGGAGGCACUUAUAAUUGUGAAAUGAUCUGGCAUUUACUCGAGGCUGCUGAUAGAUAUGCUGUGGACAGGCUGAGUUUAGUAUGUCAAAGCAUUCUUUGCAAGAACCUUGACGUUGAAAAUGUGUCAACUACAUUGGUUUUAGCCUGUCAGCAUGGCUGCAACAGGCUUAAGGAUGAUUGCCUUGAAUUUAUCACCAGUAAAAGUGUGAUGGAUGCAGUGGUGGCGACCCAAAGUUAUAAGAAUCUCAAGAUAGCCUACCCUUCUGUGCUGUUGGAAGUACUUGAGAAGAAAAUGAAGUCCUGCAAAACAUAAGCACCAUCUGAAGCUGUCCAUUAGAGUGAGUUCUUGAAUUAUAUAAAUAGGAUACCAUAUAUUGCUGACAAACACAU
Sorghum bicolor (sorghum) is the source of this 1145-nucleotide messenger RNA. RefSeq names its product BTB/POZ and MATH domain-containing protein 1. The coding region runs from base 1 to 1068 and encodes 355 amino acids. Gene Ontology annotation, biological process: protein ubiquitination. The transcript has a single exon. NCBI's taxonomy places the organism in Eukaryota, Viridiplantae, Streptophyta, Magnoliopsida, Poales, Poaceae. The record is from RefSeq and is a predicted model, not a curated record. Gene Ontology annotation, molecular function: protein binding.